AUGUAAAAUAACUAAAAAUUAAUCUUAUGUGCUUCAGAUCUUCAUCUAAAUUUUGAAACAGUUCAAUAAUUGAUAGAGAGGGAAAAGAAUUAGAAAUUCGAUGCUGUAUUUUUAUUAGGAGAUUUUUUAAAUUUGUAACAUACAUAAGGAGAGGAUUCAAAUUUAGAUAAUUUAAGAAAGUUAUUGAAUCCUUUUAAAAGUUUUGGGUGUUAAAUUUAUUUAAUUCCAGGGAAUCAUGAUAGUAAUGAAUUACUAGAGGAUAAUUUUAUGGAGGAGGGGUUUACAAAUGUUCAUAAGAAAUCAUUAUAGAUAGGAGAAGAUUUAUGGAUAGUUGGUUUAGGUGGAAGUAUACCAGGUAGUAUAGAAAUGUAUAAUAAGGAUUUAAUAAGUAAGGGUUGAUUUGGUAAGGAUAUCCAUACAAGAGUGAUGAGGAAUAUUAAUAAGAUUUAGAGAAACUAAAUGUACCAGAAGUAGGAAAUAUCAUAUUAAUGACUCAUAUAGGUCCAAGUGAGAGUUAAACAACGAUCAGUAGUGAAAAUGGAUGGGAUAAUCUAAUCAGAUCUGGAAGUGAUUCAUUAUCAAAUUUUAUUAAGAAGAAAUUGAAUAUCAUAUUGAAUGUUCAUGGACAUACACAUGAUGGAGUUGGAAGUAGAAUGGUAAAUUAGUGUAAAGUAGUUAAUGUUGGUCCAUUACUUUAUGGUAAUUAUAGCAUUAUCAGGAUAUCAAAUAAGGUGGAUAAAAUUGAACAUAUAUUUAUUUGAUAAUUUAUAUUUUAAUUA
Messenger RNA from Paramecium sonneborni, 779 nucleotides. The record is from the annotation of a GenBank genome assembly. Lineage: Eukaryota; Ciliophora; Oligohymenophorea; Peniculida; Parameciidae.